UGAUAACCACCCACUGAUAUUUUAUCAUUAUCUUAUCAGUGCUCAAUGGAUUGAAGUCUACAGCAAUUUUCGCUUGUUCUGUAUAUAUCUAUCGGCAACUGAACGUCAAGUAUUUCGCAAAUAAAAAAACUACAUACUUUGUGGAUUAACAAUAUGCGAUAGUCACGGAUUUAAAUCGUUUGUACCAGUCUUGUUGUGGUAUCAUGUACACGUAUAACUAUUCAAUUAAUAUUCCAAAAAAAAUUCAAUUCAAUCACAUUGUUAUGUGUUGAGAAGCUAGUUCCAUAUUGUUUGAAGGUCCUUACAAUCACUACGCAAAAUGAAGUCGCCACGGACACUUCUAUUUGGCCUGCUUCUCGUUUUUAUCUCUUGUCGAGGGUUUCAUGGUAGCGUACACAAUCGAAAAUAUUUGUGCCCAAAGAUCUAUCCUUGGGUGUUUGUUGGUUACAGACCAAUGAGUAAAGAAAAUGCUGGAGUGUACAAUAAAAUGCCAAACGUUACAUUUGAUGGAUGUAUUGUCAAGUGUUGUGAAUCAGAUAAUUGUAAUGCUGUAUUUAUGCAUAAGAAUGAUUGUUUUACGGUGAUAUGUAAUACAAAUUAUGACUGUGGACCAGUAUAUGCUAAAGAACAAAUACCAAAUGUAGAAUUUAAGAUGAUUUUAGUUGCUCCAGUUCCUCCUACUAGUAAUUGGAAUGAUAUAGUAGAUAAUUCAUUGGAAUCCAAUGAUUCUAAAGAAGAUAAAAUAUACUCAUUGGAUAAAAUUUGUGAAUCAAAUAAUGACUGUACAGAAAAUGAAUUUUGUGAUUCUGUAAUUGGUAUAUGUAUUUGUGCUAAUGGUUUCCAACUAGACAACUCGAAACAAUAUUGUUUGUCAACUACUGGUAAUAUGGCAUCAGUAUUAAACAAUUCUGGUUAUGAUAUUACAGAUGUAGCAAAUUAUAUUUCCUCUGAACAACCACAACAGUUACAACAAUCUCAAUUGGACACUUUUAAAAAAGUAUUAGCUGAAAGUGAAUCCCAAAAACCACCUGAAAUCAAACAUUUAGUUGUUUCUGUCUUGUCAAAAACUUUACGACUUCCAGAAAAUGAAGCUACACUUUCUGCUUAUACUGUACCAGCAGAUGAUACUGGACAUAGUUAUCAGUAUGAAUGGUCUUUGAUUUCAAAAACUCAAGGAUCUGGACAGGCUGUAUCAAUGAAUGAUCAGAAUGGAAGCACAUUGAAACUUUCCCAUUUAGUUGAAGGUCUUUAUACUUUCAAGGUCACUGUUACGGGAACAGGAACUUUUGGAGAAACACAAGCUAAUGUUACAGUUCUACCACCACAAAGAAUUAAUACACCACCAAAAGCUGUAAUACUGCCAUCAUCUUUGGUAGUCAAGUUGCCCAACACAGUAGCAGUACUUGAUGGUUCUAGCAGUCUUGAUGAUACUGGUAUUGUCCAUUGGCGUUGGGAGUUACAAAAAGGUCAAUUAGGAUAUAGACCUCAUUUGCCCCCUGAUACUCCAACAUUACAAUUAAAUGAUCUUCAAAUUCCUGGAAACUACACAUUUAAGUUAACUGUUAUGGAUGCAUGGAAUGCAACUGACUCAACUACUGCUAAUAUAACUGUUAUGCGAGUACCUGACUAUCCACCAGAAGCAAAUGCUGGUCAAGAUAUGGUGGUUUAUUUACCAGUAAAAAAUGUGACUCUAAAUGGAAGUUUAAGUACAGAUGAUCAUGGUAUUGUUGCAUGGGAAUGGACAAAAAGUUCUUCAGAUCAAAACAAAGCUGUUGAUAUACAAGAUACUCGUACACCAUAUCCUCGGUUGUCUAAUCUAGAAGAAGGUUUGUAUACUUUUGUAUUGAGGGUUACUGAUAAUGCAAAUCAAACAUCAAGUCCAUCUGAAGUACAUGUCUUUGUCAAACCACCAACUAAUAAACCUCCUGUUGCAAUUGCUGGUAAAAAUUUGACAUUAUCACUUCCACAAACUUGGGCGUUACUUGAUGGCUCAAAAAGCAAUGAUGAUAUUGGAAUACAAAAAUGGAAAUGGUACCAAAUUAGUGGUCCAUCAAAUGUGCAUUUCAAUAAAGGUAAUGAGUCUAGAACAAAUGUUACUGAGUUAACUAAAGGCAUAUAUAUAAUUGGAUUAACUGUCACUGAUGGAAAUGGGAAUAAUGCAUCUGAUAUUGUUAAAUUGACAGUUUACCAAAAUAAAAAUACCCCACCAAAAGCUAAUGCUGGUGGAGAUAAGACUGUCAUAUUACCAGUGAGUGCUAUUAUUUUAAAUGGCUCAAUGUCAUGGGAUGACUUAGCUAUUGUAAAAUGGGACUGGACUCGCGAACCAAAUUCGUUAGCUGCUGGAAGAAUAAUUUUAAAUACAGAUCAUUCACCAGUUUUGAUUAUAACAAACAUAGUUGAAGGGAGAUAUGUGUUCCGUUUAAAAGUUAGUGAUGAUCAAGGAGCUUCAAGUGAAGAUACUGUUUCAGUUAAUGUAAAACCUGAUCCAAUUGCGAAGUCAAUUGUAAGUUUAACAUUAUAUAUCGAGGCAAGUCAUUUAAAACAAAAUCAAGCAGAUGAAGUAAUAUUAAAAUUAGGAAUGUUGUUACCUUCUGGUAGUCAAUUAAAAGUUAGACAAUGGACUGAAGAACAAAAUUCUAAAAGAGCACAGUUACAUUUUUUUGUCAAUGAUAAUAAAAAUAAAACACUUCCUGGACCUGAUGUAGUUUCUAUGUUAAAAGCUAAACUUAAACAAGAUUCAUCUCUUUUACAACUAUCAGUUGAUAAUAUUCAAACUACAGUCUGUCAAAAUAACUGUUCAGGACACGGAAUUUGCGAGGAAGAAACUCGUGUUUGUGUUUGUGAAGCAUUUUGGAUGCACAAUUUGUAUAGGACAUUAUUUGGAGAUGGUGAAUCUAAUUGUGAAUGGAGUAUUUUAUAUGUAGUCAUCAUAUUAGUUGCAAUGUUUGUUACAACAGUGUUUUGUUUUUGGAGUAUUGCUUGUUUCUGCAAUCGCAUUUGUUCAUCGAAACAAAAAAUAAAAAAAUAUAAGCUCGUUGGAGUUGAUGAAGAUAAUCACUCAAUGAAAACUUCAAUGACACAUUUAGAAUUAUCUGACACAGACUCAGAUUCAGAUGUGUUGUUAGAUGUGAGAAAAGCCAAAUUGAAUCAAAGCAACAACAAAUUUUUGAGUUCAUCUCGGUACAAGAAAAAUAAGAGGGUUAAUGCUUAAAAUUUGGAGUUUUGGAAACCAAACAAAAAUAUAAUCCUUAUUAUUCAUAUUUAAACAUCAUCAACGACAUUAUAUAAACUGCGUAAAGAGCUUUAUAAUUAUAAAAAACAAGAUAUUACAAUCUGGUUAAACUUUUAUAGCACAAAAGAACAUUUAUGAGUCAUGUUAAAAAAUCUGCUUGUUGAUGAACUGAUUAUAUUUUAAUACAUUUAUUUAUGAUAUUAUUUUAAUAUUAUAUUCUGAAGAAAAGCUUUAUAGCAUAUUAUUAAGUAUCUCAAUACCUGUAUACUAUACUUGUCUAGUCAUGCUUGUUUUGUUGUAUUGCAAGUUAUGUUGUGACAAUAAGUAACACGAUUUUCCUGAUUAUUAACUUAAA
This is a messenger RNA of Sipha flava (yellow sugarcane aphid), 3587 nucleotides long. RefSeq names its product dyslexia-associated protein KIAA0319-like protein. The coding region runs from base 320 to 3211 and encodes 963 amino acids. The record is from RefSeq and is a predicted model, not a curated record. Gene Ontology annotation, cellular component: plasma membrane; cytoplasmic vesicle. NCBI's taxonomy places the organism in Eukaryota, Metazoa, Arthropoda, Insecta, Hemiptera, Aphididae. The transcript has 17 exons.